AUGGAAGACGAACACAGAGGGCAAAACACAGAGUCAGACCAAAACAAAAACAAGAAGAAGACAGUGAUAAAAAUACCAUCUUUUCAAGAAGUUCUUGAGAGUUCACAGUCAAAAUCAACCCCACCGUCUCUGUUCACUCCUUCACAGAGCUUUUCUCAAGCCUUUGCCUUCGUCAAGUCCUCUGAGUUCUACUCGCCUCCUCCUCCCCCUGCCACCUCCUCGCAACCCCUACAGGCCUCAGACACCGGUAAUUCAAGCGAAACUGGUCAAUCUGAUGUUCCAUCAUCAUCUGCUCCUACAAAUGCUGUUGCAUCAUCAUCAUCACCUGCUCAGCGUCGAAAUGCAAUUAUUGUGAGCCACAGACAGAAGGGAAAUCCCUUGCUCAAACAUAUUAGAAAUGUGAGGUGGGAGUUUGCAGAUAUUGUUUGUGACUACUUACUUGGACAAAGCUCAUGCGCUCUCUAUCUAAGUCUUCGGUAUCAUCUGCUGCAUCCAGACUACCUAUAUUACCGUAUAAGAGAAUUGCAAAAGAAUUUCAAGCUUCGUGUUGUUCUUUGCCAUAUUGAUGUGGAGGAUGUAGUUAAGCCUUUACUUGAAGUUACUAAAACUGCUCUGCUUCAUGAAUGCACCCUAUUAUGUGGUUGGAGCUUGGAGGAAUGUGGUCGCUACUUGGAGACCAUAAAAGUUUAUGAAAACAAGCCUGCUGACAUUAUUCAAGGUCAAAUGGAUACAGACUAUUUAUCACGGCUAAAUCACGCGUUAACGACAGUUCGACAUGUUAACAAGACUGAUGUUGUCACCCUUGGUACUACGUUUGGGUCUCUUUCUCAUAUCAUGGAUGUUUCAAUGGAAGAUCUAGCUCGUUGCCCUGGGAUUGGAGAGCGCAAGGUAAAACGUUUGUAUGAUACAUUUCAUGAACCAUUUAAGCGUGUGGUUGCCAGCUGCCCUGCUGUUCCAGAAACCUCUGCCCCAAGCAAUGCUGAACCUGGUUCAGUGGAUGAAGAAGAUAAAGAAGCGGAGGAAACAGAAGACGAAAGCAAACGCAGGAAGAAAGAACCAGAAUUGACUGUUAAGUCAGCCUUGUCUGUUGCCUUUUCCAAAUAUGCUGAUAAAGUUAAUAAAAAGAACAGCAAGACACAAAGAGAGGAAAAAGGAGAAACAAGUGCUGCCAUGGAAGCUGAAACUGAAAAGAGAUGA
Messenger RNA from Prunus armeniaca (apricot), 1197 nucleotides. The record is from the annotation of a GenBank genome assembly. NCBI's taxonomy places the organism in Eukaryota, Viridiplantae, Streptophyta, Magnoliopsida, Rosales, Rosaceae.